Messenger RNA from Priceomyces carsonii, 1722 nucleotides. It is a transcript of the gene PTP2, whose product is annotated as tyrosine protein phosphatase. Gene Ontology annotation, molecular function: protein tyrosine phosphatase activity. Lineage: Eukaryota; Fungi; Ascomycota; Pichiomycetes; Serinales; Debaryomycetaceae. The record is from RefSeq and is a predicted model, not a curated record. Gene Ontology annotation, biological process: protein dephosphorylation. Bases 1 to 1722 code for a protein of 573 amino acids. The transcript has a single exon.
AUGACAGUGGACACUGAUAUUCGUGACAUAGGCUGUACACCGACUGCUCCGAUGUCACUAAAAAUGCCGUCAACGAGCACACACACUAGUCAAUGUAGGCUUGAUAAGACUUUGCCUAUACCAUAUGUGUUACCGUCGAACGUGAAAAAACUAAGUAAAAUAGAUGACGCAAAUGCAUUUGACGUUAUUGUGGAUGUUAGGCCGUACAAUCACUAUUCCACGGGUCAUUUGAAGGGAGCUGUUAAUAUAUGCAUUCCCACUACAUUAAUGAAAAGAAGAUCGUAUACACUAGAGUAUGUUAUUCGCAAUAGCAAUAUUCCAGAUCCGACGAAGGAUUUGUUGUUGGGAAAAAUGAAGUCGCAGCAGUCCGAAGAGGAGCAGCUUUUGAAGGUUCUCUUGUACGACCAAAAAUCGGAUAACGACCAAAUUAGUCAUUGUACUUACCAGAUGAUCCAAAAAUUUGAGAAUUACAAGGACAGCUUAGAUAUAUACUUCUUGGGAGGUGGGUAUGAAUCUGGGAGUUUUGAUAAGAAUUUAAUAGAAUGUUCUAGCAAGGACCCACCAUGUGAUGUUCAUUGCAAGAACUCAUUAUCUGGCUUCACGCUACCUUCUGCAACCCCUUUCACUCAAAAAUUUGUAUCGUCUAUUAAAAGGAAUACAGUUUUAACCCCCUUAGACACAACUCAGACCGACGCAACAUCUGAAAGCAAUAGCUUUAAAAACUAUCCUCAUAUUUUUAAAACACCUGAGCAUUUCAAGCAAUAUGUCGAUAAAUUACCCCCCUGGCUUCAAUUUACGAAUUCUCUGAAUUGUGAUAUUUUGAGGUAUUUGAAUGACAAAUUUAGUAAAAUUGAAAGAUUAGAACAAGCUAGACUUAAUUUCGUUGCAUCUAAUAGUUCGGCAAAACAUAUCCCGAAUAUUUGCUCUCCUAAUGGCCUUUGUCCAAGCUGUGAUAAUAUCAAAUACAAAAUCCCAAAGGGUGUCGAAUAUGGAUACAAGAAUAGAUACAAUAAUAUCUGGCCUUAUGAGCAUUCUAGGGUCAAAUUGGAUGGCUCAGCCGAUGACUAUUUCAAUGCCAAUUUUAUUAGUAAUUAUAUUGCUACCCAGAACCCAUUACCUGCAACAUUUGAAGAUUUCUGGAAGACAGUUUGGAUCAAUAAUGUUAACGUUAUUGUUUGCUUAAACCAGCAAGUGUUUGGGAAAAGUUAUUACGAUGAUACAUAUUUUGAAAGUAGUAAGCUACAGAUUACAAAUUUUGAAAGAACUGAUUACUCCGACUUCAUUCUCAGAAAGAUUAGAUUAAGCAAUGAUGCGGAUGAAGGUAAAGAACAAACAGUUUAUCACUUAGCAUAUGAAAAGUGGCCGGAUUUUGGAGUGCCUGGCGACUCCAACAGCAUAUUAAAUUUAAUUGAAUUCAAAAACAAGCUUAUAAAAGACGAACGUUUAAAUAAUAAUAUAAUGGUGCAUUGCUCUGCUGGAUGUGGGAGAACAGGUGUUUUCAUCACUAUAGACUCAAUGAUCAGACAAGUCAAGAAUUACAACUCAGGAUUUUGGUCCAAUAAUGAUUUGAUUUAUAAAUCUGUACAAUAUCAAAGGACUCAAAGAAUAUCUAUGGUACAGAAUUUUGAUCAAUUUAUUGUUUGCUAUGAAAUUGUGUUGCUUUAUUUGAUUAAUCAUUUUCAAGAGAAUGCUACAUCUCAAUACUUUCCAUCUAGUACAUAA